Molecule: messenger RNA, 1320 nt
Organism: Lolium rigidum
Lineage: Eukaryota; Viridiplantae; Streptophyta; Magnoliopsida; Poales; Poaceae
Product: probable E3 ubiquitin-protein ligase RHY1A
Exons: 3
Coding region: 302-934 (210 amino acids)
Biological process (GO): ubiquitin-dependent protein catabolic process
Molecular function (GO): ubiquitin protein ligase activity
Source: RefSeq, a predicted model, not a curated record
CUCCUCCUCCUCCUACCUCUAGAUAGAAAGCUUCUGCCCCCCGUCCAAACGACGAGCCUGGUUGGUUCAUGGUUGGCCGGGCAUGGACGAGCUCCUCCUCAUCUUCCUGCUCAAAAUGGAGGCCUUCCACAUACGCCGGUGAUAGAUUCUCUCCCAGCUCCUGAAUCUUGUAGCUUAGCGCGUCAGGUACCGGACUAGAGGACAGGUUGGUAGAUUGCAGUUAGCAGAUAGGUAGUACGUGUCUAGGCAGGCAGGUGCUGUGUUGUUGUCACUUGCCGCGUGUGUGGUCUGGGUGCGGUGGAUGGGCCUCAUGGCCGGGAUGCUGCCCGGCGUCGAGUUCGCAAGGAGGCGGCGGCUCCGGGCGGUCGGGUCGUCGGCGGAGGCGCCGUGUGCCGGCACGUCGCGGCGGACGUCGCUGGGUCUAUACGGCGCCGGCAACGGGCAAGGCCACGCUGCAGCAGGGUUCCCUAAGAGGAGCGGCGUGUGCGAGGAGAUGUUGGCGAUGCAGCUGGAUAGCAACGCCAGGGAAGCCAAGGAGCGGCUGGAUCAGAAGCUCAGGAACCAGAGGGAAUCUGUGGUCAUGAGGCGUCACAGCACGGGAAGCCUCCGGCUCCCGGUCCCGUCGAGCAGUCCCAGAGACAGAGACGCUGGCAACCACCAGCACCCGGCGAAGGACGCGACGACCGUGCUGCAGCGGGAGGUGUUCACGAAGAAAGGAGGCGGCCGGAGGUUCAGCUGGGGCCUGCGGAAGGCGUCGCCACCGCCGACGGAGCAGGCGGAGUGCGCGGUGUGCCUGGAGGAGUUCCGGGCGGGCGACGUGCUGGCGCACCUGCCCUGCUCGCACCGCUUCCACUGGGCCUGCGCCGUGCCCUGGGUCCAGGCCGCCUCCCGCUGCCCCUUCUGCCGCGCCGCCGUCCGCCUCGCCGCCGACUGAGCGCACCGAGCCCGCCGGCCGCCGCGUCGGUCGUGUCACGGUAUUCGUGUGGUGCGUUACGUGUACGUAAUGAUACAUGCUACAACCGACUGUAGUCUGCAGAGUCUAGACACAGACAUGCGUGGGUGCAGGUGGCUGCCAUGGCAGCUCACGGGACGAGGUCGCCCUCCCGGCCGGCAGCACUGCAGCAGGCUUGCGGUGUGUGGGGUAGCGACGCACUGUUGCGGCUGCUGCCGUGUACGACGACGCGCUGGGUGGCCGAGCGUGUGGUACUGGUGCGCGGAGAGACAUUUUUCUCGGCAAGGCCGGGAGCUGCUCUGGCCCUUUGCCCAGCCAGUGAACACUGCAUGUGACCGUCGUUUCGAUUAUUUUGUUUCUGUUGCUGA